This is a messenger RNA of Symbiodinium sp. CCMP2592, 2409 nucleotides long. The record is from the annotation of a GenBank genome assembly. NCBI's taxonomy places the organism in Eukaryota, Dinophyceae, Suessiales, Symbiodiniaceae.
AUGCCGGCCGCAACCGGGAGCUCCGCGAGACCGCCACCUUCAGCACUGGUGCCCGGCACGGACAUUGUGGUUACGCCCGACCUACUACCUCCUGUUCCCGAGGACGACGAAGGGCUACUUGACGCAGAGCCCGGCCAGGAAGCACCUCUGGAACCACCGCAGAAUCCAAGGACGGGCGAAGGGGCACAGGCACUAGGCCUAGAAGCACCGCUUGAACCACGGCAGAAUCCAAGGACGGGCGAAGGGGCACCAGGCACAGACGCCAACAUGGACAGGCAAGCCUCCACAGUGUCAUCCGUUGAGCCAGAGCCAAUGCCCAGUACACCCCUGGUCGCACCAGCUCCAGCACCGAGCGAACAACCACAUGUACCACCAGCUCCCAUCAAUAUGUUUCGAGAUCCUGACCGCUUAGAUGGCUACAGGCCGUCCCGUGGGUCUCGGCCGGAGAGCUCGCGACCAUACUUCGCGGAGGCGCUGUCCUGGGAAUUCCCACCAGUCUCCCAUACAGUCCGAGAGCAGCGUUUGCGGAGAAUGGUGGAUGGAGAGGAAGAGUACGAGCCGGACACCACCGACGAGGAGGAUUAUGAGAGCAUGUUCGCCGACCUCACUCCGGCCGACAUCUUCUUGACGGGCAAGGCCGUCCGCUCGGAGAUCAAGCUCAAGGACCUGAACCCCGAGGAGAAGAAGAAGUUCGAGGCCUCUAUGGCCAAAGAGUGGGCCUCCUGGGAGAAGUUCAACGCAGUGGAGGUCCUGACGCCCGACCAGGUUGCGCAGCUGCCGGGCGAUGUGCGCAUCAUUGGGACGCGCUGGGUUCACACCGACAAGAACCAAAAGCAGAGGCUCCUUGCUCUACACGUUCGGGGGAAAACCGGCAAAAGCAAGGAGCAGGUACUCAAGGAGUACCCAUUCGCAGCCAAGUCCCGGCUUGUGGUGCAAGGGUGUCAGGAGGACUCCCGCGACAUACGCUCAGACAGCCCCACCGCAAGCCUCCUCGCCUUCAACCUCCUUUGCGCCGUGGCUGUGAUGAACGGUUGGGAGGUGGCUGCCAGUGAUGCCUCAACGGCCUACCUCCAGUCUCAGGGGAUCAGCAGGCUUUUGGUGCUAAGGGCACCCAGGCCACCACCACCAGGGCUCGGGCCGAACGACCUUCUCAGAGCAAAAGGGUCUAUCUAUGGGACCCGCGACGCCGGCCGGCAAUGGUGGAAGAAACUCUACCGUUCCCUUUUGGACCACGGGUGGAGGUUGUCCCGCAUCGAGGCCGCCUUCUUCAUCCUGGCCGACGGCCCGCGCUUGUUGGGGGUAAUGAUCUCCCACGUCGAUGAUCUCUACAGCGCAGGAGAAGGCAAGGCCUAUGAGGACACGCUCACCAAGUUAGAGGGCGAGCUGCACCUGACGAUCAAGAGAGGUGCCUUUCGGUUCUGCGGGAAGAACAUAAAACAGGUCGACGGCGAGAUCUUUAUCGACCAGAUGGACGCCAUCGAGGGGAUCGACUAUAUGGUUCUCCCGACCGACCGCCGCAAGAACGUCAAUAGCCCCCUGACGGAGCCAGAGAAGACUGCAUUCAGAGGGCUCAUCGGGCAGAUGGGCUGGGUGACCCGGCAGUCAAGGCCGGACCUGCUCGUGAAUGUGAGUCUGGCCGCCCAGUCCGUGAGCAGCCCCAAGGUUAGCGAUGUAGUUCGCUUGAACCGUGCCGUGAAGAUGCUCAAGGACACCUCCGAGGCAAAGUGGUGUUUCAGGAAGAGCGACCUCAAGCUUAAGGACGCCGUCGCCUUCGUCUUUGCAGACAGCAGCUUUGCCAACGUGGAGGGUUCAAAGAGUCAGUGCGGCUACGUGGCUGGGCUCACUAGCCCCGACAUCGUGAAUGGAGGGCCCGUGCCGAUCUACGUCGUAGAGGCCUUCUCUGGGAGUAUAAAACGCGUGUGCCGCAGCACCUUGGCUGCCGAGGCGAACGGCUUCCUGAGCGGCGCAGAGGCAGCGGAAUAUAUUCGCUCCCUUCUCCUGGAGAUUAACCACCCCGACGUGACCGUCCGGGACCUGGACCAGCACUACGUGAAGAAGAAGAUUGCCUGCUUCACGGACGCGCGCUCUCUCGAGCAGACCUUGAACAAGGACGCCGGCCAGCCCCAGGACAAGAGAGUGAGAAUCCUCAUUGCCCAAGCCCGGGAAAUGAUCGGGGAGAACAACUAUGAUGAUGAUGCCCCCGGCUUCGCUACGUGGGUCGAUACCUCGCAGAUGCUUGCAGAUGUGCUGACGAAGGAGAACUGCGAUAGGGAGCCCCUUUUGCAAGCCCUCGCCCAAGGUGUAUGGCAGCUCGAGCCUUCGGACGCGGCCAGAGAGCGAAAGCUCCUGAUCCGUGCGGGAAGGCAUUCGCGAAAGGCCGCCAAGCAAGUGCGAGCCGAGGACGGGUGA